Messenger RNA from Stegastes partitus (bicolor damselfish), 1233 nucleotides. RefSeq names its product coiled-coil domain containing 32 (gene ccdc32). NCBI's taxonomy places the organism in Eukaryota, Metazoa, Chordata, Actinopteri, Pomacentridae. The record is from RefSeq and is a predicted model, not a curated record. The transcript is spliced from 4 exons. Bases 124 to 717 code for a protein of 197 amino acids. Gene Ontology annotation, biological process: cilium organization.
CGUUAAAAGAUUGUGGAUCAUGGAUGUGGUUAGCUAGUGAGGCUAAACUUUAAUCGUUAAAUUCAUUCACCAGCGGAAAUAACGGUUAACCUGUCGAGGUUCACACACAGAGACUGCACCAGAAUGAUUGACGACUUCGAAAGUCAGGAGGUUCGGUCCAGCGGGGAGCUGUGGUCCGAGAUCUGCUCCAGUCUGCCGGAGGUCCGAGCUGAGGAGGCUCCGGAGACCAACACAGAGUUCAAAGACUCCUUCCAUCCGGCGGCACCGGUCGGGCUGCAGGUUAAUGGACAGGCGAAUGGGACGGAUACCAGUUCCUCCAGUGCCAAAUGGGAACCCAUGGAGGACUCAGAGAUGUACAUAGCCACCUUAGAGAACCGCCUGAAGAAGAUCAAGGGCCAGUCCAGCGACGUGACCUCCAGGGACAUGCUGCGCUCCUUAUCUCAGGCUAAGAAGGAAUGCUGGGACAGAUUCCUGCACGACGCUCAGACCUCAGAGCUCUUCCAAGGCGGCGAAAUGGACGAGAGUGCUAUCGAACACUUCAAGAGGUGGUUGAUACCUGAGAAAGUGGCCAUCAGCGCAGAGGAGCUAGAAUAUCUGCUGAGACCGUCUCAGAGUAAGGAACCGGCCGAAUCGAACCAAACGCAAAACGGAGACGACGCAGAAGGAGAGACGACGCAAAACCCCGACGAGGAUCACACCUCCAGCCCAGAAAAAUGAGUGUCUUAAAAUAGCAAAGCAUCAGAACUAAUUCACCGUGUAUAGGGAGGCUCGUUACCCCGCCACUCGUCUGGGUCUGUGUUGUGUUCUAGCAGUGUUCUGGCCGAAGCUUUUGUUAUCGGCGCCAAUUACAGUCUGUCAUCAUCCUCUGUAUCCUAAGCAACUGAGUGUUAAGCACUGAUUCAGUCACAUGCAUCCUGUCCCGGCUUUUCAUUCCUCGUUUUCAUCACGUCACAAAAUAUAGAAUAAUGAAGAAAUCGUUUGUCGUGUCGCAGCAGAAUAUUUUAUUUGUCUGCUGCUGUAUCUACUGCAGAUGUUAUGGAAGGACUACGUGUCGUAACGUGUGAUUGGUGGUGUGUUGUCCUGCAGAGAUGUUUCUGUUUGUAAGAAUCUAGAGUCGGAGCGAAUGUGAAGAAUCUAUUCCAGAAAAUAUUGUAACAUAACAUUUUUAUUUUUGUCAUGUUCAUUUUACACACAUGGUUUUACCCACGUUUCAAUAAAAACAAGUAGAAUAGA